GCUUCUCAUGAAUAUGAAGUGAAGGGCUCUGACCCAGAAAGUGGUUCUGAGCAGGGUAAAAUGGGGUCUCGGAAAUGUGGAGGCUGCUUAAGUGGUCUGCUGAUUCUGCUUGCACUUUGGAGCAUAAUUGUGAAUAUAUUAUUGUAUUUCCCAAAUGGGCAAACUUCCUAUGCAUCCAGCAAUAAACUCACCAACUACGUGUGGUAUUUUGAAGGAAUCUGUUUCUCAGGUAUCAUGAUGCUUAUAGUAGCAGCAGUUCUUCUUGUAUUGGAGAAUGAUAGCAACUAUAAAUGUUGCCAGAGUGAAAACUGCAGCAAAAAAUACAUGACACUACUGUCGAUGAUCUUUUCUGCCCUUGGAAUUGCUUUCUCUGGAUACUGCCUGGUCAUAUCUGCUCUGGGCCUCGUUCAGGGUCCCUACUGCCGCACACUGGAUGGCUGGGAGUAUGCCUUUGAAGGCACUGCAGGACGUUUCCUUACAGAUUCCAGCAUAUGGACCGAGUGCCUGGAACCUGCACACGUAGUGGAGUGGAACAUCAUUUUAUUUUCUAUUCUCAUAGCUCUCAGUGCGCUUCAAGUGAUUGUUUGCCUCAUCAGAGUAGUCACUCAGUUAUCCAAGAUACUGUGUGGAACCUAUUCGGUCAUCAUCCAGCCUGGAAUCAUUUGAAUGACAACAAAAAUAUUUUCCACUAUCAAGAUGCCAUCCAUCUGUCUCAUAUCUACUGUAUAGACCUUAACACAAUAUUUAAAUGAUGGUGAUUUCUCCAUUUGGUGUUUUUUGAGCCUGCUUAUAAAAUUGAUAGUCCUCCCUGAAAGUGCCAACUAUGUCACCCUUCAAUUUGGAAUUUUUUUCUAAGCAAUAUGUGCCAGGAUCUCUAGGAACAUCCAUAUUCUUUGGUCAAACAAAUCCAUUUCCAAUAAUCUAUACUAUGGAACUAAAUAAGAAUAGAAGAUAAAACUUUAUGCAAAUACAAAUAAUACAAUAUUAUUUAAUAUUCUAGAAAAUUAGAAGUACCCCAAAGUUAAACUUUAAGGGAAGGACUAAAUCAAGAGUAGUACAUUAGUUGUAAUAUUAUAUAGUCAUUACAAAUUAUGAUACACAGUCAGUACAAAUUAUAUUUUAAGAUUAUGAAUACUGUUAGUUAAAAAAGCAGAUUACAAAUUUAUGUUUACAGUAUAAACAUAACCAUCCAAGAUAAACACCAAAUAAUCAAAAUUUAGGAGAAAAACUCAGUCUAGAAGGAUUUACAGAAAAAUGUCAACUGUCAUUUGUCUGGAUGAUAGGUGACCCUUCCUACUUUUCUCUAUUUCCCAAGUUUUCUUUAUCAUGUUUUAUAAUUAAAACAUUUUAAAACUCAUAUUUUUACUAUUAAAAAUGUUUGCUUUUAUCCAUCCUUUAAAGAUAUAUGCUUUUUCCACAUGUUUUCCCACCAUGAGUAUCUGUAAACAUCAUAAAAUAAUGCUUCAACCCUUCAAUAAGGAAAGUAUUGAGAUAGAAAAGAAAAAAAAGG
This is a messenger RNA of Callorhinus ursinus (northern fur seal), 1510 nucleotides long. It is a transcript of the gene TM4SF18, whose product is annotated as transmembrane 4 L six family member 18. The record is from RefSeq and is a predicted model, not a curated record. Gene Ontology annotation, cellular component: membrane. NCBI's taxonomy places the organism in Eukaryota, Metazoa, Chordata, Mammalia, Carnivora, Otariidae.